CCCUGCCACCCCGGCCCCCCGCCGCCCCGGCCCCGGCCCCGUCUAACAUGGACAGCCGCAAGCUCAGUGAGCUCCAGGCCUUUAUCAGGCUCUGCCAGCAGGACUCGAGCCUCCUGCACACCGAUGAGCUGCGCUUCCUUCGGGACUGGGUGGAGAGUAUGGGUGGUAAAAUUCCACCUGCUCCACAAAAAGCAAAAUCAGAAGAAAGAAUCAAGGAGGAAAAAACUGAAAGUAAGAAACCAGAGGAACCCCCAAAACUAGAAGAGCUAGAAAGUGAGGAGAGUGACGUAGAGAUUGAUAAUGAAGGAGUGAUUGAAGCAGAUACUGAUUCCCCUCAGGAAAUGGGAGAUGAAAAUGCAGAGGUAACAGAUGAGAUGAUAGAUCAGGCUAAUGAAAAGAAGGUGGCAGCCAUUGAUGCCCUCAAUAGUGGUAACCUGGAGUCAGCCAUUGAAUUAUUCACAGAGGCCAUCAAACUAAAUCCCCGUUUGGCUAUUUUGUAUGCUAAGAGAGCCAGUAUCUUUAUAAAACUGCAGAAGCCUAAUGCUGCUAUUAGAGAUUGUGACAGAGCUAUUGAAAUAAACCCAGACUCCGCCCAGCCCUACAAAUGGCGAGGCAAAGCCCACAGACUCCUUGGCCACUGGGAGGAGUCUGCCCGGGAUCUUGCCAUGGCUUGUAAACUGGACUAUGAUGAAGAUGCCAGUGCUAUGCUGAAGGAAGUCCAGCCGAGGGCCCAGAAGAUUGCUGAACAUCGGCGAAAAUAUGAAAGAAAACGCGAGGAGCGAGAGAUUAAAGAAAGGAUAGAGAGGGUGAAGAAGGCUCGGGAGGAACAUGAGCGAGCCCAAAGGGAGGAAGAGGCCCGGCGAACUUCAGGAGCCCAUUUUGGCUCUUUUCCAGGUUUUCCUGGAGGCAUGCCUGGGAACUUUGGAGGCAUGCCUGGCAUGGGAGGGGCCAUGCCUGGGAUGGCAGGAAUGCCGGGCCUCAAUGAGAUUCUUAGUGACCCGGAAGUGCUUGCAGCCAUGCAGGACCCAGAGGUGAUGGUGGCGUUUCAGGAUGUGGCUCAGAACCCCGCAAACAUGUCCAAAUAUCAGAGCAACCCAAAGGUUAUGAAUCUCAUCACCAAAUUGUCAGCCAAAUUUGGAGGUCAAGCGUAAAUGCCCUUUUAACAAAUAAAGCCCUUACUGAUGGAGAAACAA
Monodelphis domestica (gray short-tailed opossum) is the source of this 1193-nucleotide messenger RNA. RefSeq names its product hsc70-interacting protein-like. Gene Ontology annotation, molecular function: protein dimerization activity; Hsp70 protein binding. The record is from RefSeq and is a predicted model, not a curated record. NCBI's taxonomy places the organism in Eukaryota, Metazoa, Chordata, Mammalia, Didelphimorphia, Didelphidae.